This is a messenger RNA of Brienomyrus brachyistius, 3868 nucleotides long. Its product is annotated as transcription factor E3-like. Gene Ontology annotation, biological process: regulation of transcription by RNA polymerase II. The transcript is spliced from 10 exons. NCBI's taxonomy places the organism in Eukaryota, Metazoa, Chordata, Actinopteri, Osteoglossiformes, Mormyridae. Bases 586 to 1929 code for a protein of 447 amino acids. The record is from RefSeq and is a predicted model, not a curated record. Gene Ontology annotation, cellular component: nucleus. Gene Ontology annotation, molecular function: RNA polymerase II cis-regulatory region sequence-specific DNA binding; DNA-binding transcription factor activity, RNA polymerase II-specific; protein dimerization activity.
GUUCUCAGACAGGCCUACUGUGGCUAAAUACGUUGAUGGUUAUUUUGCACGGACAUUUCUGCUGUACGUCUGUGUUGUAUUAAAAAGAAUGGAGCACAGCUGCAGAAUAGAAGCAAAGCGUUUCCAAGAAGUGGCAGGUCCGGUGGCGCAACGCAAAGACAGACGCAGAUCCUGGGGAGGGACGUGUGCGGAGUUCUGCCCCUCCCCGCGUAAAGCACCCUGUUUUCAAAGUGUGUUUCCAACCGAGACGCCAUAUUGUCCAGGGUGUUUCAGGGCCCGAUCGCGGACUUUGCGGUAUCCGGACCGGAAGAUUUCUGCAUGAAUUCCGAAUGUGGUAAAGCUGUUGGACCUUCGCGGCUCGCUACGUCUCUUUAGCUCUGCCGCGAUACGGACCGUUUUAAACAACCUGUGGAUAAUCCGGGACCUUUGCCAACUUUAAGCGGUUUCACCUUGCCGGUCGCACACAGAGUCUAGCUUCACCUCUGAAGACCUCGGCCUCUGAGGACAGCCCCUGUACCAUCGCUGUCAGUUUGCAUUGUCUGGGACGAACCUCUGUGUCCCGGUGCCGUGAGCCAGCGGUCGGCCAUGUCGUCGCGUGUGUUGCUACGGCAGCAGCUGAUGAGGGACCAGGCGCGGGAGCAAGAGCGCCGUGAGGCCCAGCGGCAGGCCUCGGCAGGCCCCCGCGGCACUGCCGGCCCCUCCCCCGCCAUUGCCGUUUCCAUGGCUUCUCCCACAAGCCGCCCACCCCCUGCUCAGGUGCCAGUGGAGGUGCUCAAGGUCCAGACCCAUCUUGAAAACCCCACGAAGUACCACAUCCAGCAGGCCCAAAGACAGCAGGUGAAGCAGUACUUGUCAACCACCCUUGGAACCAAGACAGCCAAUCUGGCACUGGUGGCAUCUCUGGCUCCGCAGUCAAGCUCCGCCCCUGAGCCGUCACCUGGUGUCAGCAGUGCCCCCAACAGCCCGAUGGCCCUGCUCAACCUUGGCUCCAGCAAGGAGGAGAUUGAUGAUGUUAUUGAUGACAUCAUCAGCCUUGAAUCCAGCCUCAAUGAUGACAUCAUAACACUGAUAGACUCUGGACUGCAGCUUCCUAACACGCUGCCUGUGUCGGGGAACAUCCUGGAUGUGUACAGCAGCCCCGGAGGGGCCCACCCAGCCAUAACUGUUAGCAACUCCUGCCCUGCUGACCUGCAUAACAUCAAGAGGGAGCUCACAGACGUGGAGGCCAAAGCCUUUAUGAAGGAGAGACAGAAGAAAGACAACCACAAUCUCAUCGAGAGGCGGAGGAGGUUCAACAUCAAUGACCGCAUCAAGGAGCUGGGAGACCUCAUUCCGAAAUGCAGCGACCCCGAGAUGCGUUGGAACAAGGGUACCAUCCUGAAGGCCUCCGUUGACUACAUCCGCAAGCUGCAGAAGGAGCAGCAAAAGGUGAAGGAGGUGGAGGGGCGGCAGAAGAGGCUGGAGCAUGCCAACCGGAGUCUUCUGCUGCGUAUACAGGAGCUGGAGAUGCAGGCCCGGCUCCAUGGCCUCCCCACCCCCCUUGCCAUGGAACAGGCGGCCCCCCAGCAGCAGGUCGGCCCUGCGCCCCCUCAGAGCCUUCUCUGCCUGGAUGGGACAGGAGGGGAGUUGAAGUCCCUCGCACAGGCCGCCGCCCCCUCUGCUUUUCUCUCUCCCCCCAGCCCCAACCUGGGGGUGGGGGUAACUGUGGGCAGCCCCCUGGACCUGGGAACCCUAAGCUUUGCAGAGCUGGAUGAACCACAGGUCAACACGGGUCUGUAUACGGGCGUGGGCCUGGAGGACAUUCUGAUGGACGAGGGCUGCGUUCUGUCCCCCACCGGGGCUGCCGACCCCCUGUUUGCCACUGUCUCCCCUGGACCCUCGAAGACCAACAGCAGGAGGAGCAGCAUAGACAUGGAGGAGGACUUCUGACCGGCUCCCACAGGAGAGGAGCGUGACCAUACCUGCUGCCCCCUGCAGACAGUCAAACCAAACUGCAGUUACUCUCAGGACAGAGGGAGGUCCUGCGGGCUGGUUUUCCAGUGCCUUACCGAAUCAUCAUUUGCUUCUCACACCUGCCUGGAUCCAGAACUUUGGAAACCUUUAAUUUGUGGACUGGGAAAUUAAAAAUAUGCAGGGAAGCAGGCAAGUGCAACUGAAACAGCGGGUUUGGUGAAGUACAGAAAGUGUUUUAAUUGUUAGGGCUUGUAACGAGCCAGAAUGAGAGAGAAAGACCCCCCCCGAGUGAAACUGGGGGCAAAGACAGAAAAGCAAGGUGCUCAGAUUUUAUUUUAAAGUGCAGACUGGAAUCAAGGUUUGUAAUGAAGCCUGUGCGUGUUUGUGUGAGAGUGCGUGUUUGUGUGGCAUAAAGGGAUUUUAGUUACAUAACAGCAUGAUCGACACUUCUAGAAGUACAGACAUUGCAUUUAUGCACCCCAGCCAAAUUUGGCAUUAAAAUGUAUAUAAAUGUAUAAAAUGUAAACCUAUUCCUGGUGGACGGCCUUAUAUCGGGGGCUGCUGGUGCUCUUACUCCACUCCUCUCUGCCCCAUGGACGACCGGCACAGACUAGCCACUAAUCUCUGACUGCUUUGUCUUUGAGGCACUCCCCCACGAGCGGGCGCGGUGUCACCUCCCUGACCAGUAGGGGUCGCUAUAAGGGCAGCCUGGUGUGUCAUGAACUUGGGAGCUAGCUGGCUAGCUAACCUUUUGGGUUUUUAUUGGAGGGAGGUGCUUUAACUCACUGGUGUGAUCUGGGAAUCACAGCGCAGGCUACCUGGACGCGCAGCAUUCCCUGGUCUUGCGUGACGAAUUCCUGUAGGGGCAAAAAACUAAACAAAAAGACCACUAAUGAUGCCACAAGCUGUCUGGAAGCAGACACCCCCCCCCCCCAGAUCCACACACACCCUGCGUUCUUGCUCAAAAAUUCUCAUGUAUUUGCUCCGUGGAUCCGUUUCUGUGUUCUAUACUGGUUUUGCACUGGUGAUGUAUGUCUAACAAUAGACAAUAUGAAAUUUAAAAAAUUAUUAGAAUUUAUUAAAAUGUGUAUAUUAUAUAAAAGCAAACUGAAGCUCAGCUCUUGUCCUGGGCACUUUAAAAUUCAGAGUCUAUUUUAAAACUAAUACUUAUAUCGAAGACAAUGAUUAUAUCAUAAAUAUGAAUGACUGAUUAAUGAAUAAUUAAUGUUGUGGUUGUUAUACCGGCAAGGGACUGGCUGGUUUUUUCCGCAGCUGAUUUUUCCCAUUUUACUGUCCGCACGUGACUCCUAAACAACGACCAGCCUCAGGCGCCGUUUUGCUAUGCGAGAGCUUCAGUUUUCCCCCAGAUCCCUCCUGUGUCUUUUCUCUCUAGCGCUUUUCAAGGUAACUGUCAUUUUUUUAAAUAAAAAAAAAAACAAAAAAAGUUAAAUCCUGUCACACAAAUCCUGGUCUAGACAAGAAGAAAAAUAUUCCUUUCGACUAAAAUAACAUGGACUUGACUGCUCCUUGAGGGUGCUGGAAAUGAGAUUUGGCUUGUUUGUUGCAGUGAGUAAAAUGACCCUUUACCGAGAGAAAGUUGGGAUUCUUUCUGUUCCGUUCCAUCGCUUUCUUAAACACCGGACAAAUGCGUGGAGCUUCAUUUACAGAUUUAGCAGACACUUUUGUCCAAAGUAAGGCACAGGUGAGGAGCUCAGGGUCAAAGGGUGUAGUCAGCAUUCCUGGAGGAGCUGGGGUAAAGGCCAUGGGAUUCGAACCCACAGCUUCCUGGACACAGAUCUCUAACUUAGCUACACAUGUGGUUUUCAUUCUGUGUGAGACAUAACCAUGGAAAGAACAACAAAACAUGCAAGCCCUGCCUUAGUGAACUGAAAUAAAAUGAAAUAACUACACAUGA